AACCAAACGAAAGCGAAAGCAUAAACAAAACGCCAGACCAGCCAGUUGCACGCGAAAACCCGUCGACGACCCACAACUACACUCUUUUCCAACUCAUCUAGCACUCCCGGCACGUCCCUGUUCUUUUGUACACUUUUCACUUUUCUGCCAUUUUCCUCGACUCACCACCGACAAUCCUGUGUUUAGUUCUGUAAUCGUUAUCCUGAUUUGUGUAGUUUUACGUUCCUUGAAUAAUUUACCACUCGAAGUGAAUCACCAGUUUGAAGUGCCUGCCAGACGGCAAUCGCAACAAGCGCCACCCACCCACCAUCAUCGGGACUCCAUCUUUUCCUUUCCUCACGGUGGAACGAUACGGCAGCAAAAUUAAUUACUCAAAGUUCCACAAUGCGAUGUCGCUGUCGGCGAUGUCGAAGCCGAUACUGUACUCGUAUUGGCGCAGUUCCUGCUCGUGGCGGGUGCGGAUAGCGCUGAACCUGAAGGAGAUUCCGUACGACAUCAAACCGAUCAGUUUGAUCAAGUCGGGCGGAGAGCAGCACUGCAAUGAGUACCGCGAGGUGAACCCGAUGGAACAGGUGCCGGCGCUGCAGAUCGAUGGACACACCCUGGUCGAAUCGUUGGCGAUCAUGCACUACCUGGAAGAGACGCGUCCCCAGCGUCCACUGCUGCCGCAGGAUGUCCUAAAACGUGCCAAGGUUCGGGAGAUUUGUGAGGUGAUCGCCUCCGGCGUCCAGCCCCUCCAGAACCUGAUCGUGCUGAUCCACGUCGGCGAGGAGAAGAAGAAGGAAUGGGCCCAGCAUUGGAUCACCCGUGGAUUCCGUGCCAUCGAAAAGCUCCUGUCGACCUCGGCCGGGAAGUUCUGCGUCGGUGACGAAAUCACCCUCGCCGACUGCUGCCUGGUACCGCAGGUGUUCAACGCUCGCCGGUUCCACGUCGAUCUACGCCCGUAUCCGAUCAUUCUUCGUAUCGAUCGGGAACUGGAAGGACACCCGGCGUUCCGCGCGGCGCAUCCCUCCAAUCAACCGGACUGUCCACCGGAGGCGGCCAAGUAAGCAUGUCCGCAGAAGUGGCCAAUCGAGCUCCUCGGACGAUGGAUCUCGGACGGGAGUUGUACCGUAGAGUUGUUUAGUGAGCAAGUUCAAACCGAUGAUGUAUACUAAUGACAGAAGUUUACCAAUUUAUAUUUACAAUCGAGUCAGACCGGGUGAAAAUUCUAGCAUAACCUCAAUCUAGCACAAAACAGCAACCACUUAGCUUACCUUAAAUCCAAACAGCACACAAAACUAGACAAAUCUCGGGAAUUCCGGAACGAGGGUGACAAGCGGAACCCUUUCAAAAAGGGUCCGGUCACCAAAGCGAGCGAUAUGGCGCAAAUUAUUCUAACUUUUAAUUGCUUACCUACUUUUUAUCUCUCAAUCAAGAUGUAUCCAAUCGUAAUCGAUCAUCUAUAAAAAAUGUACGAUUUUAUUGCGAUUUUAUUACCUACACUAUUACGACGACUAUCAUUGAUAUCGAUCAAGCUUUUCUAAAAAGGGUUAUGGCGAUCAAAAGCGAACUACACCUAAGUAUUUGUGUCUAGUUAUUAUUCCUAACGGGGGGCAGGAUAGAUUCCGUUCCCAAAGUAUAUCUAUGUUUGUGUUCUUUGUGCUUGUGCUGACGACGACGUGGUGACGGCUUUCUACUCUGUAACACGACUAAGUUUGAUGUUACUUUCUUAUUCUUAGCUUACCGUGAAUUACAUUCCAUUGUGUCAUUGUGCUUUUUCUUUUGGUUGAAUAAGGGAAAAGAUGAAAACCAAUAUAUAUAUUGAAAGUGGA
Messenger RNA from Aedes albopictus (Asian tiger mosquito), 1814 nucleotides. Its product is annotated as probable maleylacetoacetate isomerase 2. Lineage: Eukaryota; Metazoa; Arthropoda; Insecta; Diptera; Culicidae. Gene Ontology annotation, cellular component: mitochondrion; cytoplasm. Gene Ontology annotation, biological process: glutathione metabolic process; L-phenylalanine catabolic process. The coding region runs from base 390 to 1049 and encodes 219 amino acids. The transcript has 4 exons. The record is from RefSeq and is a predicted model, not a curated record. Gene Ontology annotation, molecular function: glutathione transferase activity; maleylacetoacetate isomerase activity.